UAAUUCAUAUAGUCCUACUAGUUAUAUAGAGCACUAUAAAUGCAUAUAGCAUAUGUCUAUCCGAUAUCUACUUAAAGCAUAUUAAUACUUAUGUAAUCAUUUUUUGCUAUUCUUCCCCGCCUACCUAAAUUUCUAAACCCACAAGAAUCGCAUCCCACUAAAACAACAAAAUCUGGAAAGACAUCGCAACAUCGUCACAACAACCAAACCCGAUAACCCGAACUCAUCCCCCAAAGUCAAUACAAUAUUGUACAAUAACAGGGCGAAAACUAGUUUAGAAGUUUGCGAUCAUGGCGGACUCUUUAAAGGAUGCGCCGUUCAAGACGGUUCAGGUUGAGGCGUUGGUUGUUAUGAAAAUAGUGAAGCACUGCUCAAACAACUUCCCUACGGCCGCUACCGGUUCUAUCGUCGGUAUGGAUAAAGAGGGUGUUCUUGAGAUCACCAACACUUUCCCUUUCCCUACCGUUGAUAUCGCAAACCUCGAAGGUGGUCACCAAAACGAUGCGUCCGCUCUCGCCGCCGCCGCUCCCCGCGCCAAGGCGAACAUUGUUUACCAGAACGAAAUGAUACGACAUCUUAAGGAGGUCAACGUCGACGCCAACAGCGUGGGCUGGUAUACGAGUGCUACCAUGGGUAACUUCGUUAGCUCUAGCUUUAUUGAGAACCAGUACCACUACCAGCGUGAGAGCGACCGGGCAGUGGCUUUGGUGCACGAUGUUAGCCGAAGCUCCCAGGGUGCUCUGAGCCUUCGCGCUUUCAAGUUGACCCAGAACUUCAUGACUGCAUACAAGGAGGGCAAAUUCACCACCGAAAGCCUACAAAAAUCCAAGCUUUCGUUCAAGGAUAUCCUUGUCGAAUUUCCUGUCAACGUCCACAACUCGCACCUUCUUACCUCCUACCUUCAUCAACUACCCGCGAUCCCCACAGAUGAAGACUUGACAUUGCCGACGUCUCUCUCCGACUUGCAGCGAGACCCUGUGAAGUUGCCUCUCAACCCAUCUAUCGAUGUUCUUGAUCUCUCGAUAGACCCUUUCCUCGAGAAGACCUGCGAUCUUUUGCUCGACAGCAUUGAGUCUCAUUACACUGAACUAAACAACCACCAAUACUACCAGAGGCAGCUAGCUCGCGAGCAGACAAAGAUUACGGCAUGGCAAACAAAGCGAAAAGCAGAGAAUGCGGGACGAAUUGCGGCUAAGCAGCAGCCGCUACCCGAAGACGAGUGGCAACGAAUCUUCAAGCUUCCUCAGGAGCCUAGCCGUCUGGAAGGCAUGUUGAACGCCAAACAGGUCGAACAAUACAGCAAGCAAAUAGACGGAUUCACAGCCAACGUCAGCGCCAAGAUGUUUGCUGUUAGAGGAAAUCUUCUCCCAGAAUAAAGUCACUAGAGAAACAAAAAGGGUUAUAAUUGAUAUAGGUGCAUGUGGCUCGGCGUCCGGGGCGUUCUAGGGUUUCUCAGGGUCUGUAGAAUAAAUUCUACUUAGUUAUUCUGAUACUGCUACGUAUCCCUUAGUCGGGGUCUUUUUCACAUAAAAAUUGAGACUCUAGCUCUGAAGCCAAAGAAAAAACGGUAUGAAUAAGGUAUAUUGAUCGUCUUCGAAUCUCAUCACGAGCGUAAGCAGGCCAAAUUUCUAUCACGUGUUAAGGAGGAAAGAGGGAAUACUGAAGAUUUCCGAUGCUCACAGUGUAGAGAUUCCAUAUUCAAGCUUACCUACAAGACACUUUAACUACCAGGCACCUACAUUUUUAAUCAAUUUCUACCGUACCUCCAUAUAU
Hypoxylon trugodes is the source of this 1773-nucleotide messenger RNA. Its product is annotated as eukaryotic translation initiation factor 3 subunit 3. The transcript has 3 exons. Gene Ontology annotation, molecular function: protein binding; translation initiation factor activity; metallopeptidase activity. The record is from RefSeq and is a predicted model, not a curated record. The coding region runs from base 291 to 1376 and encodes 361 amino acids. Gene Ontology annotation, cellular component: cytoplasm; eukaryotic 43S preinitiation complex; cytosol. Lineage: Eukaryota; Fungi; Ascomycota; Sordariomycetes; Xylariales; Hypoxylaceae.